Molecule: messenger RNA, 972 nt
Organism: Aplysia californica (California sea hare)
Lineage: Eukaryota; Metazoa; Mollusca; Gastropoda; Aplysiida; Aplysiidae
Product: ficolin-1-like
Exons: 1
Coding region: 1-972 (323 amino acids)
Source: RefSeq, a predicted model, not a curated record
AUGUCGGCCGUGGAUGACGUCACUGCUCGAUCUGUCGUUGAAUGCACGUCCAUCUGUAGCCAAACCACCGACUGCUCGGCUGUCAGCUGGAACGAACAGACUCGAACCUGUUUCCUUCACAUCCACUGCCCCCCAGACACCACGUGCUCUGAUUCGUCGAGCGAGUUGGUACAUUUUAAGAAAAAGGUCCCUUGUCAAAAUGGCGGUGACUUUAUCCCAGAAACAAAAACGUGUCUGUGCAAUGAUGGGUGGGCGGGGGAUGAAUGUGAGCGAUAUCCGUACAACUGUGUCGAGUUCUAUCAGAGAGAAUAUGGGACAAGGUCAGGGCCUGUCUGGCUUGACCCUCAGCAUGACGUCACCAAACUGACCCGAACGCAAUGCAACCGACCAGGUGCGAAAGUUAUUACGACAAUAUUUAGGUCAGACGGGAGACAACCACACAACAAGACGUAUGAAGACUUUGUGUCUGGCUACUACAUCAACUCCAAAAACUACUGGAUGGGUUUGGACAACGUGAGAGCUCUCAACCAACAAGGCUUUGAUGAAGCACUGUAUAGCGUCGUGUUUGACAACCCAGGUAUGGGCGAUUUCAAGUGGAGAUACUCCGGGUUUCAGAUCGGAGAUCCGUCUAGCGGCUACCCUAUCUCCUACACCACGGCCAAUGACGCAAGCAGUCAGGUUCCAGCGGCGACAGAUUUUGACCUGAGUCUGAGCAACUGUUUCGAGAACAUUUCCGGUGUGUCUUUCUCUGCCUGGGAUCACGAGACGACCGGAAGUGACUGUGCAGGUCGUCAUGGCGCCGGGUGGUGGUACCCUGACGACUGCCACGCCCCCUGUCGUCUGCUUGGUUUGAGGCGAGAACUUUUCCCGGACCAGGGGGAGGAGGAGUACCUCACAAUUCCUGGCCUCAGACUGGACAACCACACUGUGGAGGAGAGCAUGGCGUGGACUUAUCUAUUUUUCAAGACCUAA